CAAAAGCUCUACAGCGAACGCGCCCCAAGGGGACGCGGCUGCGCGGCGCGGGAGGGGAGCUGUCGCAUGCGUACGGACUGCAUUCCAGCCAGUAGUCCGGCCGCCGCCGCCCCGAGCAUAUGUGUCCACGCCGUUCCGCGUCCCACCCCCAAUACAAAGAACACCUCAGUAUUGUAAAAAAUCUGUGAUGUAUUGAUUAAUUCCAACGUUUUCGCUACGCUUAUGGAUUAAAGCGUUAUUAGUGAAGUGUUUAAACCAGUGUUUAGUCGUUUUAAAACACGUAUUCGAUCGCUUUAGAGCGGCCACGUACCAUGGAAUUUUGCUUUAUCGAUGAAUAGAAUCUCACAGCGGACAAGAAAUAUGGUGGACUCGCAGCGUUGAAAACGGAUUUGGUUGUGUUUUAUGUGUAAAGUGUUGUGUUUUUAACAUGGAAAGAGCGAGAUAAUGUGUUUGUGCAUGGAUUAUGGAUCGGUAGCGCCAGAGCGGAUGGAUGCUAAAUAAUAUUUCGAUCGGAUAAUGCUUUGGUGAACUAAAGGCUACAGAAUGGUGUCCCUCGGAUAUCUCGGGCUGCGCCAAACGCCGUGGACUGUAAUAGUGCUAAUAUUCUUCGUAGAAAGCGCUAUGGGGAACCUCGCAAAGAGUUUCUACAUCCAUUGGAACACAACUAACAGCAUAUUUAGAAUAGACAAUACAGAUCAUGUCUUCGAUUUGAAUAAUGGCAAUCCCCAAUUCGAAUACGACCAAGUUAACAUAAUAUGUCCUGUAUAUACUCCGGGGACUUUUGAGGAGGACACGGAGAAGUAUAUAAUAUAUAAUGUGAGUAAAGAGGAGUACGAUACGUGUAGGAUAACGAAUCCAAAUCCACGUAUAAUAGCUAUAUGCGACAAACCGCAUAAGCUGAUGUUUUUCACUAUAACGUUCCGCCCGUUCACGCCCCAACCAGGAGGCUUAGAAUUUCUGCCUGGGAAAGAUUAUUAUUUCAUAUCGACGUCAAGCAAAGAUGAUUUGCACAGACGGAUCGGCGGGCGUUGUCUAAGUCAUAACAUGAAGCUGGUUUUCCGAGUGUGCUGUAAGCCGGAGGAGCAGUCUCCUGUCCCUCCUCCGCAGCCUACGCCUCCUCCGCCUCCGCCGCCGCCUACAACUACUACCACAACAACAACAACAACAGUAAUGACGACGAUUAAGCCUAAGAAGACGCACAAGUACGACAAAUCGCCGAAUGAGGUGGUGAAGAGUGAGGAGCUGAGUUAUUCUCGUGGGGCGGCGCUGGCGUCUUCUCUGGCUCUAGCUUUGGCUGCUAGCGCGGUGCUGGCGCCCCUGGCUCGGUGAAUGUGCGCCCGGACGCGAGCGCCGCGCCCAGACCUCCUUGGCAAGCCAUGCCCCACACACACGACACAACUACACACGCUCCAUCUCCGCCCAGACUCCUUAGUCUACUCGUGAAUGGUUUGUGAACAGUGAACACUAAAGGUGAUUAGUAUAAGUGUAUUGGGCCUACUAAUUAAUCUAUACAUGGAGCUAGUUAUGGACUCAUUUAAAUAUAUAUAUAAUGUUAACAUGUAUAAUGGUAAAAUAGGUUUCUUAAACCAUUAGGUAUAUGCAUUUUUUUAUAUUUUCAUUAAUGCAAUGAAGAUUGAUUACGACUUAGAAUCGGAUAGGGAUUAGAACGAAUUAGGUAGUUUGUAUUUAGUUCGAAAGACAAUUUUUUUCCUGAAAAAAGUAUCUUAGAAAUUAUUUAUACGAAAAAAAAUAAGGGGCAAGUUAUGAAAUUGUCCAGAAAUACUGUGAUUUUGGUUUUAUUUAGGAUGUAAUUAACUCAUUAUGCUUUUAUUAUGUGAUAUAAGUCUACAUAUAUUGAAAAAUGCAUAGUUUCGCCUCCGAAUAUACUUUCUUUAACGACUGAUUUUGCAUUUCUGCUUUUUAUAGAUAAUUUAAAACGAGCCAACUAUAUAGUAAUAUCAAUAACUGCCUUUGCUCGAUAUAAAAACUAAUUUAACACCACAAGUCUUGUAUAAACACCUGAAAUAAUGACCAAGACUUGAUAUAAAAUUCAAUGGUUUAAACACUUUAAACGUUGAUACUCAAAGUUCCUCAACUUUAGUUUCGAAUAAAAUUUCACGUUUUAACUGAGUCUUCUAUUCUCCUAAAUAUCAUUAAUGUCUUGAAGAAGAUUCUAUCAAAGAAAUAUAUGUUUUCUAUGAUACGGAACUUAAUAUAUGAAAAGACAUAACACUAAUCUGUUGAAUUAUAUUCUAGAAAGCAAUUUCUAAAUAAUUAUAUUAAAUUAUGGAGAAACAAGACUUAGUUUUAACUGCUUGAGUUUAAGAAAUUGUGGAAUUUCGUCCAUCAUAAUAGCAUCCCUGUCAAACUAUUUUUCUAAGGCUUGCUAUUCUAAAUAUCAACAAAACCAUUGUUAAGAUCACAGCAUUUAGCACACCGUGCCAUGAGUGUGUCGACAGACAAACAUACAGAUAGUCAAAUAGUUGAAUAGUUCAAAUAGUCCGGGUUCUGUUAGCCAUACGCAUCUAGACAGAUAAUUUAGGUAGACAUUAAGAACGGAACUGUUGGAUUUUAAACUAUACUGGAAAAUACCCAUUGACAAUAAAGACAAACAGGCCUAAAACGAAUAUU
Cydia strobilella is the source of this 2631-nucleotide messenger RNA. RefSeq names its product ephrin-B2a-like (gene Ephrin). The coding region runs from base 544 to 1329 and encodes 261 amino acids. The transcript has a single exon. NCBI's taxonomy places the organism in Eukaryota, Metazoa, Arthropoda, Insecta, Lepidoptera, Tortricidae. Gene Ontology annotation, biological process: axon guidance; ephrin receptor signaling pathway. Gene Ontology annotation, cellular component: plasma membrane. The record is from RefSeq and is a predicted model, not a curated record. Gene Ontology annotation, molecular function: ephrin receptor binding.